AUGGAAUCCGACAGCCCUCUCUCCACAACAGCCAACAUCACGGGCAUCCUGACGUUCGCCUACGCCAUCCUCGCCUCAUGUCUUUUAUUCCUCGCCAGCGUCCGCACCGCCGACAGCGAGAUGCAGCACCUCCUAUCCCAGACCCGCCAGACAAGCCGGCACAUCGAGACGCUGAGCAACUACUUCCAAGACCAGGACCUGGUGGCCGACAUCGACCUGGCCCCGAUGCGGGGUCCGAUAAAGGCCGCGCUCAGGGACUGGCGCAAGACCAACCAGGCCCUGACCGCGCAGAUUGCAAAACUCAAUGACAUGGGUCCCGGUAUCAGGCGGCGGGUUGCGUGGUGGUAUUGGCAGAACGACAUCCUCGCGGGCAUGGCCAAGUUGAGGAGCGAAAAGGAUGAUUUUUCGGCGUUGUUGCUGACUUAUUUGUCGAGAAAGAUUAUUACUCAGGAGCAUCACCUGUGGAGAUUGGAGAGGCUGGUUCAGGUUACAGAUGAGCAGAGGGACACUGAUAGGGAAGGGAAAAGCUAG
Molecule: messenger RNA, 531 nt
Organism: Canariomyces notabilis
Lineage: Eukaryota; Fungi; Ascomycota; Sordariomycetes; Sordariales; Chaetomiaceae
Exons: 2
Coding region: 1-531 (176 amino acids)
Source: RefSeq, a predicted model, not a curated record